This is a messenger RNA of Frieseomelitta varia, 1741 nucleotides long. It is a transcript of the gene pths, whose product is annotated as probable ATP-dependent RNA helicase DDX47. NCBI's taxonomy places the organism in Eukaryota, Metazoa, Arthropoda, Insecta, Hymenoptera, Apidae. Gene Ontology annotation, molecular function: nucleic acid binding; ATP binding; RNA helicase activity. The record is from RefSeq and is a predicted model, not a curated record. The coding region runs from base 297 to 1682 and encodes 461 amino acids. The transcript has 8 exons.
UAGCAUUUCAUUGCCUGUAACGUGACUAAAUUUUCAUUUGUGAGAAAAAAGAAACGAAGGAUUAAUUUACAAACUUUUACAAUUAAAAUAAAUUCUUAUUUUUAGAUUUUGAACUUUCUUUGUAUUAUAAUAUUUCAUUUGACGUUAAAAGUGACUGAACAAUGAAUAUCUGGAACAAAGCGGAACAGAUUCCUCCAGAUGAUGUUUAAUUUCCCGCAACAUAACCUACAUUCGAAGCAAAGAUAGUGGUGAUUAAUUGCAUUUUGCAUUUUCUUACCUUUAUUAGUGAUUAAAAAAUGGAGGAAAGCAGUUCGAUAAAAGAGCAGGAUCAAGAAAAUCCAAAGGAAACGUCAUGGAAAGAAUUGGGUAUCAUAGAUACAUUGUGCAAAGCAUGCGAAGAUCUAAAGUGGAAAUCACCUACAAAAAUACAAUGUGAAGCUAUUCCAUUAGCGCUUGAAGGUAAAGACAUAAUUGGAUUAGCAGAAACUGGAUCUGGUAAAACUGCCGCAUUUGCCCUUCCUAUUCUACAGGCACUCUUAGAAAAUCCACAGAGAUAUUUUGCAUUAAUUUUAACACCUACCAGAGAGCUGGCCUUUCAAAUAUCAGAGCAAUUCGAAGCUUUAGGAUCAAGUAUUGGAGUGAAAUGUGCAGUAAUAGUAGGUGGAAUGGACAUGAUGUCGCAAGCUUUGUUAUUGGCAAAGAAGCCACAUAUUUUAAUUGCCACUCCAGGUAGAUUAGUUGACCACUUAGAAAACACCAAAGGAUUUAAUUUGCGUUCUUUAAAAUUUUUGGUCAUGGACGAGGCUGAUAGAAUUUUAAAUAUGGAUUUUGAAGUCGAGGUAGAUAAAAUUUUAAGGGUAAUUCCUCGAGAAAGGAGAACGUUGUUGUUCUCCGCGACAAUGACCAAGAAAGUUCAGAAAUUACAACGAGCAUCUUUGCAGAAUCCUGUUAAAGUGGAAGUUUCAACAAAGUAUCAAACUGUUGAAAAAUUGCAACAAUAUUAUAUUUUUAUACCUGUCAGAUUCAAGGAUGUUUAUCUAGUACAUAUUUUAAAUGAAUUAGCUGGUAACAGUUUUAUGAUAUUUUGUGCAACUUGUAACAAUACAGUUAGGACUGCCCUUCUUUUACGAAAUUUGGGCUUCACUGCAGUUCCUUUACAUGGACAAAUGUCACAGAAUAAGAGAAUAGCCGCUCUUACCAAAUUCAAAGCAAAAAAUCGAUCUAUACUUAUUUCCACAGAUGUUGCCAGCAGGGGUCUUGAUAUACCUCAUGUAGAUAUUGUAAUAAAUUUCGAUAUACCUACGCAUAGUAAAGAUUAUAUACAUAGAGUUGGACGUACUGCACGUGCUGGUCGUUCUGGUCGUUCCAUUACAUUUGUAACACAGUAUGAUGUAGAAUUGUAUCAAAGGAUAGAACAAUUGAUAUCGAAACAAUUACCCUUAUAUCCGACGGAAGAAGAAGAAGUAAUGGUGCUUCAAGAAAGAGUAGCUGAAGCACAACGUAUUGUAAAAAUGGAAAUGAAAGACAUAGAGGAUAGUAAAAAAUUAGGUAAACGAAAAAGACAUCAAGACGACAAUGAAGAUGAUGAUACGGAACAAUUUAUAGGAGUUAGAAAAAGGAUAAAAGGCAAAGAAAGGGUAAGGGAAAAGGGUAAAAGUAAAGGAAAGGGUAGAAAGGGUUAAACAGUUUUACUACCUUAUCAAAUACAUUUACUUUUUCUUAAUAAAUAAUAGAAAUGCAA